UAUCACCAAAGUGUAGAGAGGAAAAUAUUAUUGUCAAAUCAUAAAUAUUAAAUUGCAAAUACCGACAAAUUGAUUGCGAUAAUCGAGACAAUACAGAUAUUUAUUUCUCAUUAUAUAGUCCUCUAGUUUCAGUUCAUUGAGUUCUCUUAUCCCAGAGUUAAAAUGUCAAGUGCUGAUCGAAUUGAUUUCGAAAUGGAAGUGGAAGUAGAGAGUGCAUCUUCAGGUCCGCCGAUUGAAGUGCCUAACCCAACAUCCCCGGCGCCUACAACACCAGGCAGCAAUAAGAGUGUAGUAGUUACGACUGCUACAGCCGGUUCGGUGACCGUCUCUCUCCAUCCUUUAGUUAUUAUGAAUGUUUCAGAACAUUGGACACGACUUAAGGCACAGGAAGGCUUUCCUCAAACAGUUGUUGGAGCUUUAAUUGGGAAGCAAAAAGGUCGCAACAUUGAAGUAAUGAAUUCAUUUGAAUUAGUGUUCAGUAUGAUUGAUGGAGACAUUAUUAUAGAUAGAGAUUAUUAUAAUAUGAAAGAGGAACAAUUCAAACAAGUGUUUUCUGACAUGGAUUUCCUCGGAUGGUAUACAACUGGAGAUGCUCCCUCAGAACGUGACAUCGCAGUUCACAGACAGAUCUGUGACAUUAAUGAGUGUCCUGUGAUGUUGAUGUUGAAUCCGGCAGGCAGAAAUGGUGAUCAAUUACCGGUAGUUUUGUAUGAAUCAGUAAUUGAUGUGGUUAAUGGUCGCGCCACAAUGCUACUAGCACCUUUAACAUAUACAUUAGCCGCUGAAGAGGCUGAGAGAAUUGGAGUAGAUCAUGUUGCCAGAGUUUCAUCUGGAGAAGCUGCUCUCAAUAGUUUAGUUGCCGAACAUCUGACUGCACAAAGAUCAGCUAUAAAAAUGUUAGUUUCUCGUGUACGGGCCGUACUUGCGACAGUACGCGCUAUAAGGGAUGGUAAACUUCAGCCUCGACCGGCUUUACUAAGGGAGGCGCGUGCUCUCGCCAACAGAUUACCUCUGUUGACUUCACAGCAGUUCCGGACACAUUUCUAUAAUCAAUGCAACGAUGUAGCCCUAAUGACAUACUUAGGGACGAUCACGAAGGGCUGCAACGCUAUCAAUCAGCUUGUGAAUAGAUUCAACGUGCUCUACGACAGACAGGGCAUGGGAAGGCGCAUGCGAGGACUCUUCUUUUAGGGUGGACGUUAAUAAUAUAAAAGAAAUGUAACGAAUGACGUUAAUAACGGGUACCGUCUGCAAAAUAUAUUGUACAAUUGGUUUUGUAACUGCAAAUAUUGUGAAUAUUUUGCUUGAGGACCGUAAUAAUUAUGAACUGCACAUACGAAUUUGUGUUUCAAAAAACUCACAAAAGUGAAAACAUCUAGAAAUAUGGGUAUAGAAUUAUGUGGAAGACUGACUGGUUACCAAACAAAUUAACUUAUAUUUUUCAAAAUGAAAUAUCACAGUCUAGUAAACUUUCUGAAGAGUUAAAAUGGCAGCAUAAACUCCUUCAAGAAUAGACUUUUUUAACUUUGUUUCUAAAUUUACCUGUAUGAAAGAAAUAUGUUUGUUAUAAAAUCAUAAUUCUAGUUUGAAAUAUUUUUUUCCACUAAUUCUAUACCAAGUAAUAAAUAAUUUAUUUUUCUUCUGAUUUAAAAGUACUUUGAUAUAACUUCCACAUGUAAAAGGAGCCAAGGAAAGUAUUUGUAUGUUAUUUUUUUUCCUUAUUGUCCCUUACAGCCCUUAGACGUCCUUAUCCGAAAUUCCAUUCACUAGCCGAGCAAUUUGAGUCCUUAAAUUAUAUACUUUAAAAUUUAAUUCUAAAAACAUGAAAAACAAUAUUCAGUGUAUGCUUGUAAGCCUUGACCUUAAGAAAGAAUAAACGUAAAUUGUCAUAUAAUUACCUUUUUUUAAAUAAUUAAAUGUAUAAGUAAUAAA
This is a messenger RNA of Bombyx mori (domestic silkworm), 1932 nucleotides long. RefSeq names its product transcription factor-like protein (gene CSN6). Gene Ontology annotation, biological process: protein deneddylation. Gene Ontology annotation, cellular component: COP9 signalosome. Gene Ontology annotation, molecular function: protein binding; metallopeptidase activity. Lineage: Eukaryota; Metazoa; Arthropoda; Insecta; Lepidoptera; Bombycidae. The record is from RefSeq and is marked provisional.